Symbiodinium pilosum is the source of this 2346-nucleotide messenger RNA. The record is from the annotation of a GenBank genome assembly. Lineage: Eukaryota; Dinophyceae; Suessiales; Symbiodiniaceae.
AUGCGUAGUUGCUGUGAUGGUUUCCGAUUUGCGAAAUCUUGGCGCCAGAGCCUGGCAUUGUUUGGUCAAUUGGGGGCGCGUGUCGGUGGUGGGGACGCGUACUCUUGCUGCGAAGCCUUGCGCGCCUGCGUGUCCGGAGCGGCUUGGCAGAUGUCGCUGGAUUUCUAUCGCAGAAGCGAGCUCCGUCAGCUCAGCUGGAAGAGUCGGUCGAGUCGGCAACUGGCCACGAUCCUCGUUCUCCGGGCCUGCUCCUGGCCACGGCAGUGGCUGGCAAGCUCACGUCUCUUGCAGGACGUCGCCUUGCAGAGCUUGGAGCCGCAUGUAGGCAUGUACGAUGCCGCCAUCUUCAGCAGCUUGGGAAAACGAAGCCGCUGGCAAUGCGCAGGUGCGUUGUUGGAGGCGGCACAACUGGGUGGGCUAAGGCAAAAUCCUUUCAUGCUGCAGGCCACGAUCCGGGGAUGCCAAGCCAACAGGCAGUGGACAGUUUCACUGGAGCUGCUUCAGGAGUUUUUGGCCAACUCACUGGAAGCACAUGCCAAUCAUUACGCUGCAGCAUGUGGCAAGGCUCACUGGAGUUAUUGGACUUGGAGUCUGCAGCUCCUCGAAGACAUCUCACUGCGCAUGCUGCAGCGUCCGAGCAUGCUUCCAAACCGACUUCUCUCAAUCUCCCACACUUGGCACCAUGGCUUGACACUGGCUGAACACAAGCGAAGUAAUCCAGAUGAAGACGUGGAGCAAAAAGGAGGGCAGAGAUUUCCCGUGCCAUGGCGACCGAUGGUUUCCACGCUCCUCGGUUUGUCCGCCAAGGAGCGGACGAGCCGCCUGGCCCUCCUCAGCCGCCAGCGAAGAUGGACCCAGGCGCUGUGGGAGCUUUGGGAGCUCCAAGCACUGCACUCACUAGCGCCCUCCCGACUGGGCCCCGGCACCAUUGCGGUGAAUGCAGUUUUGACGGGGCUCACAACGGUCGCUUCAUGGCAGCGAGCUUUGUCGCUUCUUCAGUGCCUCAGCUCAGACAUCGGCCAUUUCGGCAAUGGCCCGGACAUCAUUUCCUGCAGCACUACCGUAACGGCUCUCGAGCGCGUAGCCCGGUGGCCCAGUGCAGUUGGCAUGCUACGGGAUUUCGCAAGUGCAUUGCUUCGGCCUGAUGUUGUGGCCUAUGGGGCCGGGAUCAGCGCCUGCAGCGUGUGCUAUCGCUGGAAGCACGUCGUGCAGAUGUUACGAGAAUUGAGUGAAGUGUCCUUCGAGCCGAACGCGGUGCUGUGCACCAGCUGCAUGGCAUCCUGUGCUUCCAGGAUGGCUUGCUCCAUGCUGGAAGCCUUUGAAGCCAAGAACUUCAGCGGUGGCGUGCCCAUGGCCAGCCCUUGGCUCGCACCCAGUGCUUGCCCGUGGGAGCUGACCCUGCGCAGCCUGUGGAAUCCCAUCCCUACAUCCGUGGGUUUUAAUGUGGCCGUCACGGGCUGUGCUCGCACUGCGAGGUGGGAGGCAGGAGUGAGUACCUUGGAGCUGAUGCAGCAUCUACGACUCAACGGAUCGCCUGUUGCUUUCAGUGCAGCUGUGGCUGCCUGUCAGAAGUAUGAGCACUGGGCCCAAGCACUGCAGUUGCUGCGCUCCGGGCGUCCGGGCGUUGGGAUGGAGACACCUUUGCAUGCGCUUGCAGCUGGUUUGGAUGUUGCUUCCUGGAACAAAGCUUUGGAGGUUUUCGAGGCGGUGAAGUGCCAUGGACUGCGGCUGGACUUGACGACUUGCAACAGCGCGCUCGAUGCGUUGUCCAGGCAUUGGCUACAGGCGACGAUCGUUGUCCAGGGCGCUGGAUGUCCUUACGGCGCAGUCAGCAGCUUUGUUGGAGGGGAUGGACGUGGUGGUGGUGCCUACAGUGCUCGUCAGCCCUUGCGGCUCUUCCGGGCAGAGCCAGAUGCGCCUGAGCUCACCUCGCCCGUUUGGGAGGAGAGCGCGCAGGUCAUCGUGGACAUCGUCGAAGGUAGCACCAAGGAAGAUGCCCUCGACUGGCUGCAAGCAGGCUUUGCCUGGACUCCCAAGAGCCGGCGCUUUUGGCGGAAGCUGCGGUCCCAGGAGAUCCCUGAGCCAGAGGCCGUGCGGAGCACUGCUCGCUGGCUAGAAGCGAAAGGCCUGGCGGAGAAAGCCUGGGUGCGGCGCUUCCCGGAGGUCCUUGGCCUCAGCGUGGAAGAACUGGAGGAGGGCAAAAACACAGCGCCCAGCUACCUGAAGACCGAAGCGACUUACAACAAGGCCAUCAAGUCCAACCCCACGCUGCUGGGCAAGAAUUACGACUGCCUUGAGGAGCAUGAGAGCUGCCAGGGGCGCUGCUCUCGGUGCUGGAAUACCUGA